This is a messenger RNA of Leptinotarsa decemlineata (Colorado potato beetle), 3181 nucleotides long. It is a transcript of the gene Pxn, whose product is annotated as Peroxidasin. Gene Ontology annotation, molecular function: heme binding; peroxidase activity; protein binding. NCBI's taxonomy places the organism in Eukaryota, Metazoa, Arthropoda, Insecta, Coleoptera, Chrysomelidae. Gene Ontology annotation, biological process: response to oxidative stress. The record is from RefSeq and is a predicted model, not a curated record.
GGACCUCCGAUUCAAUAAAAUAAAAGAAUUACAUCAAGGCACUUUCAAGAACAACAGAUACAUGGUGAGCUUGUUACUCAACAACAAUUACUUGACUUCUUUGAAAAACGGAGUCUUCGAUGGAUUGCUCAAUUUGCAAAAUCUUUAUCUUUACGACAACAGGAUUCGCUAUUUGGAUUCAAAUGUAUUUCAAAAAUUGCAUAGGUUGGAAAGACUAUAUUUGCACAAUAAUCUUCUCGAUCGGUUCGAAGCUGGAACUUUUGCAAAUCUUCCGUCCUUGAAAAGACUAAAUCUACAUCACAACCAAUUGAAGCGUGUUCCAGAAGGCGCUUUCCAAAACCUUCCACGGUUAGAAAGAUUGAGAUUAGAUCACAAUUCGUUGGUAUGCGACUGCGAAAUUCUGUGGUUAGCCAACAUGCUGACUGACAACUCUUUGGAAGCAUCUGCAAAUUGCAAGUACCCCCAUGAGAUGAGCGGAAAAUCUCUGAAGGGCAUGAAGUUGGAUGAUUUCCACUGCAAGUCCUUGGAGAUUAUGGAAGGCCCGCGUGAUGUCGAAGUUUCUUGGGGUCAAACUGCAUCAUUCACAUGUAGAGUUCAGGAUAGUUCUGCAACGGUCUACUGGAUGCGAGACCAUCAGGAAGUGAUACCAGAACAAAACAAGUAUAUCAUCGAUGAACAAGGUUCUCUCCUUAUACACAACGCAGAUGAAAACGACGGGGGAUUUUAUGAGUGUGUUGCAAAAAAUACUAACGGAGAAGUUAAGUCCAAACCAGCCAAAAUGACUGUUUUGAAAUCGGACGGCCCGGCCAUAGCACAUGCUCAAGGGCCACCAGAGUUCAGGAGAAAACCAGAAACAGUUUAUUCAACAUCUGGUGAGGCUGAAGUCAAGCUACACUGUCGAGUUGUAGGAAAUCCAAUACCGUUGAUAAAGUGGGCCAAAAAUGGAGUACAACUUCCUUCGUCUGAGAAAUAUUUUUAUGAGGUAGAUGGACUCGUGAUAAGGGAUAUCAACCCUCUCGAUCAUGGUAGCUAUCUAUGUGAAGCGAUCAAUCAGUAUGGUAGAAUAGCAGCAGAAGGCAAUCUAAUCAUCAAAGCCGCUCCCACUUUCACAAUCCAGCCAGAGAAUCUCAACAUACAAAUAGGCGGUGUAAUCAGACUGGAAUGCGUGGCAUCCGGCACCCCAACCCCAGAGAUAAUUUGGUAUAAAAACGACGAAGAGAUUCAGCGAAAUGAGAGGGUGUUCAUAAGCGAAGAUAAUACUUUCCUCCAAAUCAAAAACGCACAAGAAACGGACAGUUCGCUAUACGUCUGCGAGGCCAGGAACGACGUAGGUAUAAGAGAAGUUAGUGCCAGAAUCAACGUGGAGAAUGUAUCCAGAAAACCAGCGAAGUUGGUUUACAAACCGUAUAAUGUCGAAGCUCUCGUAGGAAGUACCAUAGAAUUGCCCUGCAGAGCUACUGGAGACCCUAGGCCUGGCAUCACUUGGCAAAAGGACGGGUCCAGCAUGCAGAGGACCGGUAGGUUCAAAGUAACCCACAACGGAAAUUUGUAUAUUUAUAAAGUGGGACCCGAAGAUCAAGGCAGAUACGAAUGUACCGCUCUAAAUGACUAUGGAAGAGAUUCUGCAGCAGGAUAUCUCACGGUGAAAAAUAUUCAGAGUCCUACAGGUUGCAUGACACACAGACUCCUCAAAAAUUGCUCAGACAUGUGCUUCCACUCCAAAUAUCGUUCCAUAGAUGGUACCUGCAACAAUCUGCAGCAUCCCAUGUGGGGGGCUUCUUCCAGCGGUUUCAGACGUAUUCUCAAACCUAUUUAUGAAGACGGUCUUACAAAGCCUAUCGGGUGGAUCAAAGGAAGAAAGUAUUAUGGAUUUACCAAGCCCAGCUCAAGAUUGGUAUCCACUACGUUGAUUUCCACGUCGAAAAUCACUCCAGACCCAGAAAUAACCCACAUGGUCAUGCAAUGGGGCCAAUUUCUUGAUCACGAUCUGGACCAUGCCACCCCAUCAGUCACCUCAGAGAGUUGGGAUGGUAUCGACUGCAAGAAAUCGUGCGACUACGCCGCCCCAUGUUACCCCAUGGACGUCCCUCCAAACGACCCCCGUGUGACAAACAGGAGGUGCAUAGAUUUUAUUAGAUCGUCGUCUGUUUGCGGAUCAGGAAUGACUUCGAUUUUCUUCGACUCGAUCCAACAUAGGGAACAGAUUAAUCAACUUACUUCUUAUAUCGAUGCCUCGCAGGUAUACGGGUUUUCAGAGGAACUAGCUAAGAAUCUCAGAGAUCUCACUACUGAUGGGGGUAGACUGAGGGAAGGUCCAAUUUUUUCAGGGCGAAAACCACUUUUACCUUAUGCUGAACAACAGGGAGUUGACUGUAGACGAAAUCUUACCGAGAGCAUUCUGAACUGCUUUGUUGCUGGUGAUAUCCGAGCAAACGAGCAGGUAGGUCUCCUAGCCAUGCACACCCUGUGGAUGCGGGAACAUAACAGAAUAGCGAGAGAACUCAAACUGAUGAACCCGCACUGGGAAUCCGACAAACUUUACCAUGAAUCCAGGAAAAUUGUCGGUGCAGCGAUGCAACACCUAACUUUCAAACUCUGGCUACCCAUUAUCUUAGGACAAAGGGGCAUGGAGAUUUUAGGAGAGUAUAGAGGAUAUAACCCGAACCUCAAUCCCACAAUAUCCAACGUAUUCGCAACGGCUGCGCUUCGUUUCGGACACACCCUCAUCAACCCAGUUCUACACAGACUUGACUGGGACUUCAAACCCAUUCGAGAAGGCAAUUUGCCACUUUCGAAAGCAUUCUUCUCUCCUUGGAGACUCGUCGAAGAAGGAGGGAUCGAUCCAUUGUUGAGAGGGCUUUACACAGUAGCAGCCAAAAUCAAGAAACCCGAUGAAAAUCUCAAUACGGAACUCACGGAAACUCUUUUCAAGGUAGCCCACGCCGUAGCUUUGGAUCUGGCAGCUAUGAAUAUCCAUCGAGGAAGGGAUCAUGCCCUGCCGGGUUAUACAGAGUAUCGUCGCUUUUGUAAUAUGACACCGGCUGAAACUUUUGAAGAUCUGAAGUACGAGAUCAGCGAUUCGAAUGUGAGGAGGAAACUUAAGGAACUAUAUGGGCAUCCUGGAAACAUCGAUGUUUUUGUUGGAGGCAUUUUGGAAGAUCAAGUUGAUGGCGGAAAGUAA